Messenger RNA from Capronia epimyces CBS 606.96, 1545 nucleotides. RefSeq names its product alpha-1,3/alpha-1,6-mannosyltransferase. The record is from RefSeq and is a predicted model, not a curated record. The coding region runs from base 1 to 1545 and encodes 514 amino acids. NCBI's taxonomy places the organism in Eukaryota, Fungi, Ascomycota, Eurotiomycetes, Chaetothyriales, Herpotrichiellaceae. The transcript has 2 exons. Gene Ontology annotation, molecular function: alpha-1,3-mannosyltransferase activity; GDP-Man:Man(1)GlcNAc(2)-PP-Dol alpha-1,3-mannosyltransferase activity.
AUGCCGCCUUCACAGAAGGUCCACUCCUCUCCGUCAUUGUCCUCGUCGUCGUCGUCGUCAGGCCCGCGGAGAAUCGUCUUCUUUCAUCCAGACCUUGGAAUUGGCGGGGCUGAACGCCUGAUCGUAGAUGCUGCAGUAGGCCUACAGGAACAAGGAAACAAAGUGACUAUUUUCACUUCACAUUGCGAUCCUCAGCAUUGCUUUGAAGAGGCACGAGAUGGCACUCUAGAUGUUCGAGUCCGUGGACAUACUCUCUUUCCUUCCACCCUCCUCAAUCGUUUCCAUAUCCUCUUUGCAACCCUACGUCAGAUCCACCUUGUCCUCUCCAUCGCCGUCUGGAGUAAGGAGCUGGAUAGCCUGAAGCCGGAUGUAUUUGUGGUUGACCAGCUGGCUGCCUGUGUUCCCCUCUUGAGAUGGCUGUAUCCAGGCCGCCAAAGAACCCUGUUCUACUGCCACUUCCCCGACCAAUUACUCGCGGAUCGGCGAACACCUGGUAUUCUGGGCUUGAUCAAGAAAAUAUACAGGUUUCCCUUCGACUGGUAUGAGGGGUGGAGCAUGAGUGCAAGUGACAAGAUCGUGGUUAACUCGGCCUUUACCAAAUCUGUGGCAUCGCGGGUGUGGCCGAACCUGGCGGACUCACUGGGUGUCAUAUACCCCUGUGUGAGUGUGGAAGCUAAAGAAUCCCCACCCGCAUUGGACCAGACGCCUCUGUGGGAUGGGCAGUUCAAGAUUCUCCUGAGCAUCAAUCGGUUUGAACGGAAAAAGGACAUCGGAUUGGCCAUCCGAGCGUAUGAUAAGCUGUCUGCCGCCGAGCGAAAGGGUACCCGUCUGGUGAUUGCCGGUGGCUACGACCAGAGACUUCCUGAAAAUGUCCAAUACCACAAAGAGUUGGUUGAUUUGGCUGAGGGGCUUGGUUUAUCCACUGCCACGGCGAAGACAGUGCCUACAGCCUUGGGAAUUCGCAACAAUAUCCAAGUGUUAUUCUUGUUGUCCGUGCCAGGGCCUUUCAAGACCACCUUGUUGAAUAAUGCCCGCUUACUGGUGUACACACCACCAAACGAGCACUUUGGAAUCGUACCGGUGGAAGCGAUGCAGUACGGCGUUCCGGUUCUGGCUUCCAACACCGGGGGCCCUUUGGAGACAAUUGUCGAAGGCAAGACUGGGUGGCUACGCGAUGUUUCCAAGGUGGACGAGUGGGCUGCCAUCAUGAAAAAGGUGCUGCAUGAGCUUGACCCAUCGGAGCUGAGGAGUCUGGGUCGAAGUGGAAAGGAAAGAGUACAACAGCAUUUCACCAAACAAAUCAUGGCAAGGAAAUUGCAGGAUGAAAUGUCGGAAAUGCUGACGGGUAAGAGAAGUGCCUUCCUGGAAAGAAAAGAUAUCACUUUGGGGCUCUGGAUCGCAGCCGCUUUCCUAGCAGCAUUGGUAUCGACCAUCAUCAAAGCAAAGUCAGGGCGUGUUGAUCCGAGAGCUAGCGCAUUCACGCAAGCGAGGAGGAUGAAUACGGGGCCUGGUGCAGAAGUCAAUAUGUUCAAGACGAUGCAGUAG